Molecule: messenger RNA, 579 nt
Organism: Knipowitschia caucasica
Lineage: Eukaryota; Metazoa; Chordata; Actinopteri; Gobiiformes; Gobiidae
Source: the annotation of a GenBank genome assembly
AUGGGUCACACAAACAUCUUAUCUCCUGGAGUUUACUCAGAGCAACAUGUGGAAGGACGCCUGCUCCGUGACCAUAACGACCCUCUCCUCCUCUCCUCAGACUCCUCCCGGUCCUCGGGCUCCCACAGCGCCUCGCCUCGAAACACCAGUCGCAGGAAAAGGACCAGUUUCUCCAAAGACCAUGUGGAGCUGCUCAAGGCCACGUUCAAGACCGAUCCGUACCCAGGGAUCAGCCUCCGGGAGAGCCUCUCCCAGAGCACAGGGCUGCCCGAGUCACGAAUACAGGUUUGGUUCCAGAACAGACGCGCCCGCACUCUCAAAUGCAAAGGUGCCAAGAAGUCCCUGUGGCAGCCGGACAGUCCAGUCCAAGUCCAGGUCCCGGACUCUCAUCUGACCCCAAACCUCCCCGCAGCGCGCCCCCACCACCCCAGCCCAGUGCCCCCCUCCCAGCUUCAUCAAGGAGGAGCGCCCCAACCCCUGCUACUUCACCCUACCCCUUCAUCCCCUUUCCAACCAAUUCCCAAAUCAAAUCUCUAUUUUCUUAAUAACUUCCCCCCCAUUCUUCUCCCUUUCCCUUAA